CAGCAGGGAUUGUGUCACCCGGGCACAGGAGCAGCUCCAUCCUUCCCACACCCGAGCUCCUCCAGGAGCUCACACGGGCUGGUCCCGGUGCUGGGCAGCUGCAGCCCCGUGUGCUGCCCUGGCUGGUGCCCAGCAGCAGCUGCUUCUCCAUCGCUGCCAUCCCAAGGGAGGCUGCUGGGGGGCUGCUGCCUGUGCAGCCUCUGCAGGAGCUCAGCUUUCCUGGCUGCUGUGGGUGACGGUGUUGGCCAAGAGCUCUUGGGACAGUGCUGGGUUAACGGCUGGUGCUUCCCUUCACACUCAGCCUUGAGCCAGCCUGAGGAAAUGGGUGCCCAGAGUUCCCAGCUCCUUGGCCUGAGUGGGCACACCUGGGGAGUGCAAUGGAACCUCUGUUCUGUCACCCAUCUCUGCCCCACAGCUGGUUCCCAGCCCUCCUCCCUGCCCCCAGCUCGGUAUUGCUGGGGCAGAUGCUUCGGCCAAAAGGAAUAUCCACGCUGUCUCCUGGACCGGGCAGUGGCCAGGGGCAGCCCUGGUGUCCCACUGACCCUUCACUCCCUGCGGAGGGGCAGCUGCAGCGUGGCCGCACCGCCCCUGCACUCACGGUCUGUGGGUUUCAGCCCCUCUGCGGUUUGGGUUUCACUUCCCCUCCAGCCGAGGGUGACAGAACCGCUGUGAGACCCGGCUGAGUGGGAGCUGUCACCCCGGCCCGGCUGCGCUCCCGGCUCCCCAUCAGCCACGGCUCCCAGUGCCAGCAGCGAGCCCCCGCGGUGGCACGGAUGGCCCAGUCUUGCCCCGGGAGAAGGUGGGUGAGGGCUCCAGGCUGGGGGUGGCCAGGGGACACAUGGCUCUGGGGGCUCUGCCAGCGCUCCCUACCCACGCUCCCAGCGCCCUCCCGUCCCACCCUCACCCAAAGCCUCUCGCACAGCCGAAACCAGCGCUGCCGUCCUGGCACAGGGAGUCCCGUCGGCCCGGCCCUGGUGCCCAUCCAGCCCGGGAAGGACACGAGGUGGGUUCGGGGAGCCGGGCCGGGGAGCAGGAGCCCCCCGUGGGGCACAGGGAUGCGGCGUGGACCAGCACUGAGGUGCCCUCUGCUUCAACUUCCUUCCCAGCGUGGAGCCGAUUUCCUCCGGCAUCACGUGCACGGCUCGGCCUCGGGGCAGCCCCGCAGCGGCAGGCAGGAGGGUCCCGCGCACGGGAUCAUCCCCAGGUUAGCGCCCUUGUGUGAUCGUGCUCCAGGGCCGGGCCGUGCCAGGGGCCCGGGGGAGCUGCCGGCGAGGGGCGGGCAGGAUGCUGGGCACUUCUGGGCACUUCUGGGCACCAUCACCCUGUGCCAGCGGAGCCGAGGAGCACUGGGGCCUUGGACUGGGGUGUUCUCAUCCCUGCAGCCCUUGGUGCUUCAGCCUUGUCUUUGGGUGGGCAAUACCAGCACCAUUUCUGGUGUCUGCGAGGUCUCUGUGACAAGGGCUGUGCUGGUGGCAGCAGCAGGACUGCUGGCCCACCAUGGGGUCAACAUGGCCCACCACAGGGACAUGGUGGCCCUCCACAGGGACAGCAUGGCCAACCGUGGUGACAGGGGGGCCUGCCAUGGUGACAGAGUGGUCCAUCAUGGCCUGAUGUCCUGUAUCCCACCACGCCAGUGGGCUUGUCCUGCUGUGACCCCAGGGUUCAGCAGUUCAGGGAUGCUGCUGAGCCGUGGAUGGCGGCAGGAUGACACCCCGGUGGCAGGAUGACACCCUGCCCGUGCCGCAG
Onychostruthus taczanowskii (white-rumped snowfinch) is the source of this 1746-nucleotide messenger RNA. RefSeq lists its product as uncharacterized. The coding region runs from base 774 to 1727 and encodes 317 amino acids. Lineage: Eukaryota; Metazoa; Chordata; Aves; Passeriformes; Passeridae. The record is from RefSeq and is a predicted model, not a curated record. The transcript has 2 exons.